Messenger RNA from Nannospalax galili (Upper Galilee mountains blind mole rat), 2472 nucleotides. RefSeq names its product DBF4 zinc finger (gene Dbf4). The transcript is spliced from 12 exons. Gene Ontology annotation, molecular function: nucleic acid binding; protein serine/threonine kinase activator activity; zinc ion binding. The record is from RefSeq and is a predicted model, not a curated record. Lineage: Eukaryota; Metazoa; Chordata; Mammalia; Rodentia; Spalacidae. Gene Ontology annotation, cellular component: Dbf4-dependent protein kinase complex; nucleus. The coding region runs from base 294 to 2297 and encodes 667 amino acids. Gene Ontology annotation, biological process: regulation of cell cycle phase transition; positive regulation of nuclear cell cycle DNA replication.
GCGCGAGGCGCGAGGGGCGGGGCGCGCUAUCGGCGCCCCGGUCGCGUGACUCGUUUUCAAAUCUUCAACCGCCGCGGCCUUCUGGAUCGUGCUGUGCUCCUUCCUGCUCCGCGCCCGGGAGCCGAAGCCGGCCUAGAAGCUCUGCCUGCCUGUGGCGCCUCCCUACCUCCAGGCCGUGGCGGGUGAAGGGGGGAAGCGGCCUCCCAGGCAACUGGACCGGUGAAGCCUCGUUCUCGUGCCCGUCGGGAGCGGUACCGCGUUCGGACCCAGUAUGUAGGUGCCAGGCGGCUGCCAUGAACCCCGAGGCCAUGAGGAUCCAUAGCAAAGGACGUUUCCCGGGUGGAAUCCAAGAUAAAAAUGAAAAGAACAGAGCAUCUUUGAAAUCUCUGAAAACUGAUAACAGACCAGAAAAAUCCAAAUAUAAGCCACUUUUGGGAAAAAUAUUUUACCUUGACUUACCUUCUGUCACUAUAUCUGAGAAACUACAAAAAGACAUAAAGGAUCUGGGAGGGCGAGUUGAAGAAUUUCUCAGCAAAGAUAUCAGUUAUCUUAUUUCAAAUAAAAAGGAAGCAAAGUAUGCACAAACAUUGAGUCGGAUUUCUCCUGUACCAAGUCCAGAGUCUGCUUAUACUGUAGAAACUACCUCACCUCAUCCCAGCCAUGAUGGAAGUUCAUUUAAGUCUCCAGACACAGUGUGUUUAAGCCGAGGAAAAUUGUUAGUUGAAAAAGCUAUCAAGGAUCAUGAUUUUAUUCCUUCUAAUAGUAUAUUAUCAAAUGCCUUAUCAUGGGGCGUGAAAAUUCUUCAUAUUGAUGACAUUAGAUACUACAUUGAACAAAAGAAAAAAGAGUUGUAUGUACUCAAGAAAUCAAGUACUUCUGUAAGAGAUGUGGGGAAAAAAGUUGGUAUUGGAAUACAAAAAGCAAGAACAGGAAGACUCAAAAAGCCAUUUCUAAAGGUUGAAGAUGUGAGCCAGUCUUAUAGGCCAUUUUAUCUUCAGCUGACCAAUAUGCCUUUUAUAAAUUAUUCUACUCAGAAGCCUUGCAGUCCAUUUGAUGUAGAUAAGCCAUCUAGCAUCCAAAAGCAAACUCAGGCUAAACUAAGAAUUCAUACAGAUGGUGAUAAAUGUGGUGGAAUCCCAGUUCAACUCCAGUUGAAGGAGAAGAGAAAAAAAGGAUAUUGUGAAUGUUGCUUACAGAAAUAUGAGGAUCUUGAAACUCACCUUCUGAGUGAGAAACACAGAAACUUUGCACAGAGUAACCAGUAUCAAGUUGUUGAUGAUAUUGUGUCUAAGUUAGUUUUUGAUUUUGUGGAAUACGAAAGAGACACACCUAAAAAGAAAAGAAUAAAAUACAGUGUUGGAUCUCUUUCUCCUGUUUCUGCCAAUUUCCUGAAAAAGACUGAGCCCAAAGAGAAGCUAGACUUGCGGCCUGUUUCCCAGAAAAGCUUGAGGGAAAACAAAGGACAGGUGACCAAGCAGAAUUUCCUGCAUCAAGAAAUCCAGGAAUCUGAGCCAAAGCUUGUGCUUAUUUCAGAGCUGAACUCCUGCCCUUCAGAUGAAUUGAGAGGAGUUGAGAAAACAAUAAGCAUGUUUGGUGCAGCUGAACAAGACAUAAAACAGAAUUUUACACAGCUACCUCCACAUAAAACUAAACAGGAAUGUAGUCAUGAUGUUUCUGAACAUAAAUUAAUUAUAGAUGAAAAUGAUGUUGAACAAAAAGUAGGUGACCCUCCAAGUGUGCUACAAGUUUCUUAUUUCAGUACAAAUAAUAGCCCAUCCCAACCAAAAUUGGCAUCAGACACUCCACAUUUUCCAGCAGAAGACCAGAAGGAAACAGACCUUCAUUCAGUAUUUGAUCAUGACUCUGACCUGGUAACAGUAAAUAUGUCAAAAGAACACCUAACAGUGAAGACCAAAACUCAGUCCUGUAGUCCUCAGGAACCCAAUGAAUGUGACGUCGAGGCUGUGGAUAAUUUGCCUUCUAGUAAAAUCCAUCGGAAGGUGAGAAUAUUAUUAGGGCGAAAUAAAAAAGAAAAUCUGGAACCAAAUGCUGAAUUGGAUAAAAAAAGAACUGACUUUCUUACUGCACAAGAAGAAGACAGAAUUUGUAGCUCACCAGUACAGUCUUUACUGGACUUAUUUCAGACAAGUGGGGAGAAGUCAGAAUUCUUGGGUUUUACAAGCUACACUGAAAACAGUGGUAUAUGUGAUGUUUUAGAUAUUUGGGAGGAAGAACAUUCAAGUAAUCUGUUAUCAUUUUUCUCUUCCCCUUCAACUUCUACAUUUGUUGGAUUUUAGUCUUUAAUGUACUUAUCAGAAGUAAUAGGAUUAUAUUCCUGAAAUUUUUAUAUAUAUAUAUAUGAUUCUUAGGAGAUUUUUUUUUGCCAACUUUGUUUACAGAACCAUAUGUAAAUAUUAAUAAAGGUGAUGUUUAUAAUUUUUUAAAGAAUUGAAUAGUUAAUUCAGAUAAUAG